Spodoptera exigua (beet armyworm) is the source of this 2073-nucleotide messenger RNA. The record is from the annotation of a GenBank genome assembly. Lineage: Eukaryota; Metazoa; Arthropoda; Insecta; Lepidoptera; Noctuidae.
AUGCAGGGAUCGAUUAGAGCAGCGAAGCAACAUCUGGACAGAGAUUCCCGGGACCUGGAUACGAUUAGCUCGCAGCAACCAGAGCAGCAGCAUCUGGUGUGCGCACUACUCGCUUGGCAACAGCUCGGACAUAGUAAUGCAGACAGUCUCUACAGAUUUGUAGAACCUACAAUAAUAGAAAUGAGCUGUGCAGAGAAAUGUAUCAAUAAACAGAACCUUGAUGACAAACCAGAUAGUGGUACAUGUGAAUCACUGAAGCCGAACAAUGAUCAAGGUCCUUGCAAAAAAACAGUUGGUAUAAAACCUUUGACAGGAGGGAGUUUUGGAUCCCACACAGGCGGCCCAGUAGUGAAGUUACCACAGGAGACAAAACUUGUUAUGCGAGUCGAAAAUCAAUGUCCCUAUAGACAGGCAUCGAGGGAUUUACCAAAACGAUCAGAAAAAGACACGAUGAGUAAAAUUGACGCGGCUUGUUGUUUGGAUAAUGAAUGCGCGGAACGGCUAGCUGAGUUAGAUGCGGCGACAAAUGAGCUCCGUGCUCGAGCUGGUCAGCUUGCGCAACGAGAGGCCGAGAGAGUCGAGCUCCUGGAGCGCGCUGAAGCUGCGUGGAGAGACCUUGAAUCAGGCUACCAGAAGCGAUUACAUCUAGCUGAAGAAACAGAGGAGGACAUUGCUAGACAAAUACAAAAAUUGAUGGAUCAAAGGAACGAAAAUAAGAUCACUGCUACUAAUUUAGUGAAGGACUUGAAAGAAAGGAAAGGUAUUGUUGAGUCAAUGCGAGCUGAUUUGUCAAAGGUGGAGAAGGAAAUAUGCGAAAAAGCUUGCAUAAGGUUAAAACUCAUUGAGGAGGCAGCAAAAGGCGAAGCUGUCCUAGCCGAGGAGCAAUGCAAAUCAGCGCAGUACGAGCGAGACCUAUUGUUCAAAGAAGAACAAACUCGUCGCAAGUUACUAUCGUUGGAGAGUGAAAUUGAUUCUGCACGUGCUUUGACCUGUGAAGCGGAGCGAGCUAUGCGCGCGGAGCUGAGCGCGCUCCGCGAGCAAAUAGAAGAGGUUUCUAAGCAACUACUGCAAGUGGAUGUGGCGAAUGUACGGAUUAAGGAGGAGAAUCAGCAACUACGUCAGGAGAAGAUGGAAAUGGUGGAUGAUUUAGAAGGAUGCAAGGUUGUCUGUGAGGCUAAGAUGCAGGGUCGCCUGGAUGAGUUGGCGAAGAAGAAGGAGAUGCUGAAUGAAGUGAAGGAGAAGGUAUUGGAAUGCCGAUGUAAGCUGCCGGUCGAUAAAACCGUGGAAGUGAAGCGCACGCCCUCACUAGCCGCCAUAUGCCGAUGCGCUCCUGAAGAUAAGCUGCUGGAAUCGUGUUCGUGUACGUCGUUGCGGAGCAGGUUGUUGUCCAAUUUGUUGGCCGACCUGUUCGGGGGAUUGCAGACCGAGCUGGGCGGCUCAGGCUCCCAAAUGCCAUGUCAACUGCUCAAGUGUCUUGAUGACAAACACAACUGGGAUCGUGCCAGCGCAAUCAAGACAAAUUUAAGAAACUUCUUUUCGAAAUUGUUAAUGGGUGAACUUAACAUUGCUAUUGCCUCAUCCAUCGAAAAUUAUCACGCAAAGUGGGCGGGUGCAUCGUGUGCCGACAUUGCAAAGCCGAUUCCAGGUUCUGACGACGACGUAAGAGAGGGAUGGGAGCAGAGGGCACUAGAGAAACGUGCACAGAAGAUGGCUUCGCAACUUGCUGAACAAUUAUUCCAAGAACGAGCAGAACAACUUGCUCAGCGAGCCAAAGAAAUUGUUACUUCAGGGCCACCACCGUGUGAAUGUAAACCACAUAUUAAAAAAGAAGCUGCAGCUUUCCCGUGCUUGAUGCCUCCGAAUUCGCUAUUCAGUCCUGGCAUGUUUGUUGUCAACCGACAGACUGGUGAUACAACACCUGUCUUCUGGAAGCGCACCAUCCAGGAUGUUACGCAACUCAAACUUCAAAUAGAAGACCUUAAGAAGGACGCCAUAAAGAAGGAAGAUUUGAAACAAAUGGAAGAGAAAAUUUUCAAAAUAGUAAAGGAAGCUUCGUCUCUGUUUGAUUGUUAA